This is a messenger RNA of Closterium sp. NIES-65, 11811 nucleotides long. Lineage: Eukaryota; Viridiplantae; Streptophyta; Zygnematophyceae; Desmidiales; Closteriaceae. The record is from the annotation of a GenBank genome assembly.
AUGGAUAGUACGUGCGAGUAUUGCGAGAAGGGAAGAGCCACCGUAUACUGCCGCGCCGAUUCCGCUAGGCUGUGCCUUUCCUGCGAUCGCGUCGUGCACUCUGCCAAUAACCUGUCGUUGAGACAUCAGCGGACUCUCCUGUGCGACGGCUGUAAUCUCCAACCGGCAGCUUUUCGCUGCGUUGACGAAAACCUCUCUCUCUGCAUCGCUUGCGAUAGCGCGAUUCACGGCAAGUUAUCCUCCUCGCAAUUACACAGACGCCAUGCGUUCGAAAAUUUCACGGGCUGCCCGUCCGCAGCAGAUCUUGCUCAGCUCUGGGGCUGCGAGUUGGCGAAACCACCCCCGCCGUUGCUCCAAGUUCAUCAGAAGCACUCUCGCCCCGCGUGCUCCACGUCAACAGGCGCCACGACGUCGCUCAUCGCGUCGCACACUACCAGGCUGUCGCACGACGACGCGCUGCCGUCGCCAGAUUCUGGCCGUGCGACGCGGUUAACCUCUGGUUCCGUGAAGAGCCUGCGACCGUUAGUAACGCCGGCGGCGACUAUGAGUCUAACGAGCUCCGUGCAGCACCCGUCGCUCUCCAAGCCCGCUGCGCCGGAACCCAGCACCGCCACGCAGCCGUCCGGACAGCAGCACCGACCCUCCGCGUGCGCCCCCGGAAUGACAUCGCCUGCGCCUUCUUCCUACUCUGGGCAAAGAGCGCCGCGCAUGUCUCCGCCAGCCUAUUCCCCCCGCGCUCUUCCCAGCACCGCCGCCGACCGAGGUCCGUUUUACCCACAGCCGCCGCAGCAGCCGCAACAGCUGAACCAGAUGCCGCCUCCGCAUUUCCCGGCGGACUUCGGCUUUGCGGGGCAGCAAGGCACGCAGCAGGGCAUGCAGGCAGGCGCGCUGCAAAAGGUGGAGAUGGAGAGACAAGCGGAGCUCGCGCAAGGCAAUCGUUACUUCUUUCCCGGCGGGCAUCUCUCUGCUGCGCAACCGAACCUGGGCCUCCUCCAAUCCAUUCCCGGAUGGUCUGUGACUCACCCGAACCUCGGCCCGAGCUUCGGUCCAGGCAUGGGGCGAGAGGAGAGGAUGCCGAACCAGCGUGUGGACUUGGAGAUGGGUCUGAUGUUCGGUCACGCCAACUCGCAGCAGCACCAGCAGCACCAGGAGCAGCAGCAGCAGCAGCGGCAGGUGGUGCAGGGAGCUGGUGGGGCGAGCCCUCUGCUUCCACCCGUGCGCCUCAAACCCAAGGACGCCAAGGGGCUCAAGGGUCCCCUCAUCGACAACCACUCCUUGCCACCACCUGCAGCAACUGCGGCGCCUACAGCUAGCGUGGUUGCAGCAGGGAUCCCCAACGCCGUGGCGGCUGCGCUCGCCGCCGCACCGUCUGCAUUCCUCACGUCGCCGCGCCUCGCUGGCAAGCGCUCUCACAGCAUCACCUCCGCCGCCUCCCCGCUCGUCUCCCCGCGCCACAAGCUCGCGCGCACCUCCCCCUGGUCCCUGCCCGUGCCUGCGCCCGUGCCUGCGCCCGUGCCUGCGGCUGUGGGUGCGCCAAUGGGCUCGGCACAGGCGUCGCCGGUGCGGAUUGCGGAGGAGGAGCAGGGCGGCGGCGGGGAGAGGGGGCGGGAGUCGUGGUCGCCCGUGGUAAUGAGGGACCUGGGCGCGGAGCAGGGGGAACAAGCGGAACAGGGGGAGGAGGCGGAGCAGGGUGAGCAGGCGGAGCAGGAGAAUUGGACAAUCGAGGAUGGGAAUGCGCUUAGGAGGAGGGUGGAGGAUAAGGGCGGAGGAGCCGGUGGCACUGGCGACGGCGGUGGGAAGGUGCAUGACGCUGCAGUGAGGGAUAGCCCUGCGAAUAAGAGCAACGCAUUCACCUCCCCAGGUCUCGGCCAGAGCACUGUGACUGCGGAGGGCGUGACUGUAGACCGCGUCUCAGCCUUCCCAUCCCCUCCCACGCCAAGCACAGCCCAUGCCGCCCAUCCACCCCCUCUCCCCUCCGCUCCCCAAUCCGCACCCCCCUCCGCCACCCCCUUCCCGCCCUUCUGCACGCCCCCCGCGCUCCCCCCAGCUCCCCUGCACGCGCCCGCUUCCCGCGCGCCUGCGAGUCCCAGCGUCUUCCUGCCCAUCCCCCCGCCCGGCAGCCCCUUCUCCCCGGCCAUGGCUGCCAUUGCCGCCACGCUCAGAGCUGCUCGCGUGCCCGCCCCGCCCCGUUCCGCGCCUGCCUCUGCUGCGUCCGCCGCGCCCACUCCUCCCGCUGCUCUAGCGGGUGUGGGUGUGGGCAUGCCUGCACGCCCCUCUCCGCCCCACAAGGUCCCCUUUUUCGCCUCUUCCGCUGCUGCAGUUGCAGCAGCUGCUGCUGCUGGUAGUGGUGGCAAGACCGCUGUCACUGUGGCUGGCAGCGGUGCUAGUGGCGCAUCAGGUGCUGCUGGUGCUGCUGGUUGUGCCAGUGGCAGGGCGUGCGGUGCUGCUCUGUGCCCUGCGGACAGUGCAUGUCCUUCUAGCUCCUCCCCUGCCUCCGCCAGGGCUUCUCUCCGUUCGGCUGCUGGCGGCUCGGUGGAAACAGGAGAGGCAGCAGGAACAGUGGAGAACCAGAGGAGUGGCAAGGCAGGGGAGGACAGGGCUCCGGAGAAAAAAGCCGAUAAGAAGCUGCUCGUUUCGCGCAUCGGCGAUGCGAUUUUCGCCGAGGCUGAGAGGAACCUGGAGAGGGAGAGGGAAAUGGGCGCGGAGGAGGGCUCAGAAGAGGAGGGGCGGGUGGGGAGCGCGGGCAUGGACAUGGUGGGGAUGAUGGGCAUGGGCAUAGAUAUGGGCAUGGAGAUGGGGGGCAUGGACAUGGGCAUGGGUAUGUCCAUGUCGUCAUGUGAGGAUAUCUUCUCGUUUGGCGAGAACAACAGCGAGUUUGGCGGGCAGCUGGGGCGAGACGGGGGCGAGGAGGUGGUGAGGGAGGAGGAGGAGGCGGGGGGAGAGCAGGAAGAGCGGGGGGGUCGGGAGGAGCAGGAGGGGGAGGAUGGGAUCGCCAUGGGUGCAGGUGGCAUGGGUGUUACUGGCCUAGGUGCUGAUAGCUGUGCUGCCCAGCCUCUAGGGGGCAUGGCAGCAGCAGGUGCGCUCAUGCAGCCACUGGAUCAGGACACUGUUGACUGGCUCGCCGCCCGCCCGCCGUCCUCUAUGGCCGGCAUGAACUGUCUGCUAGCGAGGGUGGUGGGGGAGGCGGGCGGCAGCGCAGCAGGCAUGGAUGGCAGUGCAUCGCCCACCACGUGUGCUCUGCUGGACCGCAGACUAGGCGGUUCUGCCGUCACCGCACCCAAUGCCAAUGGCCCGAGUGACCUCACCACCCCUGCCACUCUUUUCGGUGCAGCUGCUGCCGCAGACGCCUCUGGUCGUGUGCCUUGGAGGAACGGAGCGGUGUGGAACAAUGCUGCCAUCCGAACCUUGUCCACAGCUUCGGCGUCCAGCUCCUUGGCAGGUGCGGCGGGAGGUGCGGGUGGGGUGGCGGGGGAGGCGGGGCAGGAGGAGAGGGAGCUGGCGCUGUUCCAGGCGCUGGAGGGGCAGAUGAUGCGCGAUGGGCGCAGCAGCAGAGGCACUGCCACCCCAGACGCACAAGCAGGGGGGGGAGGCAGCGAGGGUGAGGCCAUGGGCAUGGCAGGGCUUGUGGCUGCAGAAAUGGCGGCAACUGCUGCUGCUGCUGCUGCUGCUGCGGUGGCGGCAACAGCGCCAGUGGAGGUGAAAUCAGAGGCAUUUUCUGGCUCUGAGAGAGCCGGUCCCAGCAGUGCUGCCACGCUGUUUGGUGGCAGUGCCAUGCACCCUGCUGGCCCCAUGAGUAUGGCCCACGCCCUCCAUGCUCUCAACUCCGCCAACCCAGUCAACCCAGUCAAUGCAGUCAACGGGAACGCAGUCAACUCAGUUAAUGCGGUCAACCCAGUCAACUCGGUCAACGGGUUUCUUGCGGACCCCUGGUUGUGCCGGGCGAGGAGCAUGCAGGGGGCGGGCGGCGGGGUGAUGGGCGGGGGCCAAAUGAUGGGCGGCACGGUGCUAUCAGCCAUGGUGGCGGUGUCAGCAGCAGCAGCCAGGGACGAGGCAGUGAUGCGAUACAUGGAGAAGAAGAAGCACCGCACGUUUGCCAAGAAGAUUCGGUACGAGUCACGCAAGACACGCGCGGACGGGAGGCAACGGGUGAAGGGCAGGUUUGUGAAGACUCUUGACGGCGCAGAAGCAACCUACGUAGGCGGCGAAGUGUUGGCGAAAGAGUUACAGAAGCUGAUUCUCGAGGUGUCGCUAGAGCAGCUGCGAGAGCACACACCGGCCGUGCGACAAGGGCUAUUCGGAAUCCCAACGGCUAAAAACCGCGAACGCGCGGACGAGAUCGCGGAAGCGGAGAGAGAAGUGGCGAAACUGAUCGCUGCGAUCGACGGUGUGGAUGCGACGAUGGAGACAGAGCCCCGGUUGGAUGAUGCCAAAAGGGCAGACGACGCCAUGGGUGAAGAUAACCAGGCGACAGAUUCACAUGCGACAGAUUUAGUCGCAUCGCCGUCGCCGGCUCAAUCACCGGCGGGAUCCUCGCAACCCAGCACGCCCGCGAGUGCGAAAGGAGGUUCCGCGGCCGCAAAUACCCCCUUGCCCGGUGCACACACUCCGUCGCGCGCUGCCCUGACCCCCUCACCCUCCUCCACGUGGCUACCGUUUGGGGGGAUUCUGGGCGCGUGGAUGUCGCCCACCUCCCCGCCCCCCGACGCAGAUGCGCCCCCCUCAUCCCCGCCCCCCGAUGCGGAGGCGCAAAGCAAGGCGGGCGAUGCGGAUAAUUCAGCGCGCGGGUCCGGCGGGGAAGAGCAAUCGCCGGUGUCGUCUGGAGCUACCCAGGCGUCGCUAGAGUCGCGGGCUCUGGCGACUGGUCCUGCGACUGAACAAGCGAUCGGAGGGACGUUCGGAGGGUCUGAUUUGGGGGUUAUUGCAGCGGCGGGCACACGUGGCGGAUCUGAAUUGGAAGAUCCCACCGCAGCAGCAGACGUAAAGGAGGAGGGAAGCAGAUUGAAGAAGCCAGAUAAGAGGAACGAAUACAGUUCCUCUGCUGCUGCUGCCGCUUCUCCGCCUCGAUCUGCUGCCACCACACGCACUGCUAUUGCCGUAACGGCAGAGCAGCUACAGGCGGCAGAGCAGCUACAGGCGGCAGAGCAGCUACAGGCGGACGUGGUGGAGGCGGCUGUAGCGCAGGCGGCUGCCAGCUGGCAUGCCACGUGGACGCAUAAAGGAGAGCAGAGGGGGGAGCAGAGGGGGGAGCGUAGCGACGAGUGCAAGAUGAGAGACGAUCUGGUGGACAAGGUCGUGGAGGUGGCCGCCCUACAGGCCGCUGCGGCUGUAGCGCCGGCUGUAGCAGCGGCUGCAGCGGCGGCUGUAGCUGAGGAGAGGAACGAGUGGGUGGCGAAGGGCGAUUUGGUGCAGGCGGCGCUGCAGGCGGCACUGGAGCAGGUGGAAGGCGGCUGGCGUGGACUGGAGGAGAGGAGUGCGGGGGAGCGGCGAGAGCUGCUGGGUCGACUGGCUGCUGCAGAGCAGGCGGUGAGAGUAGAGGCAGCUGGAAGGGCUGUGGCGGAACAGGCUAGGAUGGUGGGAGAGAGGGAGGGUACGGCUGUAACGGCGGCUGUAGCGGCGGCUGUGGCUGAGGAGAGGGAGGAGUGGGCGGCGAAGGGCGAUCUGGUGGAGGUGGUGCUGCAGACGGCGCUCCAACAGGCUGCUGCCACGUGGCAUGGGCGGGAGAGGGAGUUACAGAGGCAGCAGCUAGAGCAGCAGCAGCAGCCGGAGGUGAGACCAGUUGAAGAGGGGGAGGAGGAGGGGGAACGGAGAGAGGCUGAAGGCAGGAUGGGUGGGGAAGUGAUGGUGGAAGUGAUGGGAGUGGCGAUGCAGCAGGCAGAGGAGGAGUGGCAGGCCCGUGUGGCUGCUGCUGAGGCCAACGCUGCUGCUCUAGAGAGGAGAGCAGCCGCAGCUGAGGCGCUGGUGGGGCGAGCAGAAGAGAGGGCGGCUGCUGCAGAGGCGAGGGCGGAAGCAGCAGAGGCGGCGAGGGGCGAGGCGGAGGAGAGGGUGAGAGCAGCGGAGGUGGGGAGGGGAGAGGCGGAGGCGAGGGCGGAAGCAGCGGAGGCAGGGGCAGCGGAGCAGCAGCAGGAGCGCACAGCAGAGGCUGCUGAGCUGUGGGGCGAACUGACUGACCGCGAAGCAGUGUGGGACGCUGAGAGAACUCAGCUUGAGGAGCGGGUGAGAGAGGCAGAGGAGCGGGCGAGGGCAGUAGAGGAGAGGCUGAGAGCAGAGGAAGCGAGGGCGAGAGAGGCGGAGGAGCAGGCACGGGCGUUGGAGGAGGAGGUGGAGCAGUUGCAGAGAAGGGUUGAGGUGGCGGAGAGGGAGAGGGACGCGCGGAAGGAGGAGGAGGGGCGGCAGGGGAAGCUGCUGGAGCAGCUGAGAGCAGCGGAGAGGCAGGUGGCAGAUGGUGCUGCAAGGCUGGCAGCUUGCGACGCUCUGAUUGGCCGGCUGGAGGGGGAGGUGCGGGAGAAGGAGAGGCGGGUGGUUGAGUUGGAGGGUGAGGUGGCGGCUUUGAAUCAGGAGCUGUUUAGUGAACGGUGUAUCUCGAGUGGGCGGGAGCAGCGGUGCAGUGCGGUUCAGGGGCUGUCAAUGCUGCUGGACGAGGAGGAGUCUGGGCGGGAGCAGCAGUCUGGGCGGGAGCAGCAGUCUGGGCAGUUUGCAGGGCGCGCGUUUGUGGUGCGCCCGGGCAGCACUGGCGGCACGGUGAAGCGGGGCGGCGCGGGGAGUGAGGGGCGCGGAGGGGAGGCGCGGGAGGUGCGGGAGGCGAGGGAGGGGGGUAAGGCGCGGCGACCGGCGUCUGUUGGGGCCACACCCAUGCCCCGGAUAGCUGGCCGCGGGCCAGGAGGAGGAGGCGGUGGGGGUGGAGGUGGUGGUGGUGGGGGUGGGUUCAGAGUCAAGGGAGGGAGGUUUUUUGGUGGGAAUGGGGGUGUGUGGCAUGGUGGGAGUGACAGUAGCGAGGGGGGGUUCAGUGAUGGGAGUGAGGGGAGCGUGGGGCCUGUGUCAGAGGAGGGUGACGUGUCACCCUCGUUAAGAUCACCUGAGAUACGAGCACGUGUGAGGAUUGCGCCGUGGGUGAGAGCAGGGAGUGGGGACGGGGAUGAGGAGGAGGAGGGGAGGGAGGUGGGUGGGGAGAGGGAGGAGGGAGAGGCGGAGGAAGAGGAUGGGGUGGCGCUGCUGCUGGAGAUGGCGCAGGUGGUGGCGCGGGAGAGUGCAGGCGAGGGAGGGGAUGGAGGGGGAGAAGCGGAGGGGAGGACCGAAAGGGGAGAGGAUGGGGAGCGGGAGAAGGUGGAAGAGAGCAGUGGGAGUGUUGGCGAUGGGGCAGGGCAAGGUGCAGCAAGGGCGGUGGCAGGCACGGGGCUGGGGACACUGGAGGACGGUGCUGGGUCUGCUGUGAAGGGCAAGCGGCCACAGGGGCGCGGAUUUGCAGGGAACAUUGAAGGGCGGGUGAGGAGGGAGGGCGGUUCAAGUGGUGAUGGGGAGGGGGAGGGGGAGGGGGAGGGACCGGGAGUGGAGGUGGAUGAGGGGACGGGGGUGGCGGUGGAUGAGGGGACGGGGGUGGCGGUGGAUGAGGGGACGGGGGUGGCGGUGGAUGAGGGGACGGGGGUGGCGGUGGAUGAGGGGACGGGGGUGGCGGUGGGCGUGGAAGGGAGCGAGGGGGUUGGGGAUGAUGAGGCGUGUAGUGCUCAAGCGAGAAAGGGCGGCACGGGAGCGUCUGGGGUGAGGGCAGGUGCAGAGUCAGGGGCAGCAGCAGCAGCAGGAGGCAGGACAGCAGGAGGGGAGAGUGCACUGACAGGAGGGGGGAGUGUGAUGACAGGAAGUUUGAUGACGGGGGAUAGCAGGUGGUGUGCGGAGAGGCGGGUGGAGGAGUUGGAGGAGGCGAUGAGUGCCAUGCUGGCGCAGGUGGAGGCGUGGCGCGGCAAGGCGGAGCGGCGGCAGCAGGAGGCCCACGCGCUGAGGGAUGCUGUGAGGCGGCUGGAGGCACACGUGGAGGGCACUCAGACUCACCAGCUGCGCGCUCUUGACACCACUGCUGCUCCUCCUGCUGCCGCUGAUCCUGCUGCUGCUGCUGCUUCUGCUGAGUCUGUGGCAGUACGGGUGGAUGAUGCUUUCGCUGCUGCAGAAGGUGGGGGCCCUGCCAGUGCUGCAGAGAGAGGUGAAUCUGGGGCGGGUAGUUCUGGGGCAGGUGAAUUUGGGAUGGGUGAAUCCGGGGAAGGGGAGCCGGAGGCAGCGAGUGUGCGGGUGAAGAUCCUUAACCUGGAGCUCAUGAGCAACAACAAGCGCAUUGCUGCAUUGGAGGGCCGCCUGCACGCCAGCAAGGCCGCUGUCUCUCAGAUCGCCCGCAGCUACCACGAGCUGGACGCUGCCAGAGAGGAGGCUGAUGAGUGCAGACGACGGUUGGGUGAGGUGGAGGCGGAGUGGCGGGGGAAGGUGGCGGAAGCGGAGGAGGAGAAGGAGGUGUAUCGAGAGCGGAUGGUGGAGCUGCAGCAGUACUGGAGAGAGUCGAAGCGGGCGGCGGAGGAGUGGGAGGCUGCUGCGGAUGAGGAGAGGGAGAGGGCGGAUGAGGAGAGGGAGAAGGUGAGGGGGUUGGAGAGGGAGGUGAGGGAGGAGAGGGAGAAGGUGGCGAGUCUGCUGCGCGCUGUGGUGGAGAAGGAGGAGCGGCUGUGUGCGUUUGCUGCUGAGAGCGAGCAGCAGAUGAGGGGGUUGAGAGAGGAGGUGGAGGAGUUGAGAGCGGUGGCGCGGGAGAAGGAGGAGGAGAUGGAGGGGGUGAGGCGGGACUGGCAGCAGGUGCUGGUUGGGUGGGAGGAGGAGGAGGAGGAGCGGAAGAGAGAGCAUGAGAGGGAGAAAGGACGGCUGGAGGAACAGUUGGAGCGAGCGAGGGAGAGAGAGGGAGAAUUACAAGAGGAGGUGGAGCGAGUGGGUGGGGAGUGUGAGAGGGCAGUGGAAGCAGCGCAGCAAACGGAGAGGGGGAGGAGAGAGGCGGAGGGGGAGCUAGAGAGGGCGAGAGAGGAGGUGAGUAAGCUGAAUGUGAUUGUAACGAGUCUGGAGAAGGAGGUAGAGGCGCAGCAACAGCAAUUGGACGCUCUGGAAAAGGAGAAGGCGGAGGGUGGCGGGGGGGGGCGGGAGCAGGGGGAGUGGGAGGGGAAGAAGGGCGGACGAGGGGUGGAGUGGGGGACGGGAGAGUUGGGUGCGGGCGAAGACUGGCAGCAGCUGGUGGAGCGAGCAGCAGCGGAGAUGGAGCAAGUUUGUAAGGCGUUAGGGGAGGAGCUGGAUGCGGUGGAGAGGGAUAGGGCAUGGUGGCGGCAAGUGGGGGAUGCGCUGUGGUGUGCGGGCAACAGCAGAGCGGGCGAAGGUGUGGCCAAGGAUGCAGGUGUGGCCAAGGAUGCAGGUACAGGUGCGGGUGUCACUGCCAGUGCCACUGCCACUGCCAGUGCCACUGCCACUGCCAGUAGCAUUACCAGUGGUGGUGCAGAGGCUGGGGGAAACGCAGGGGUGGCAGCGCUGCAGCUGCUGAACUGCUCCCAGGCCUUGAAACGGCUGAGUGACACGGGCAUGGUGGGGGAUGCAGGUGGUGACAGGGGGCAGGAAGGAGCAGAUGUGGCAGAGCGGUUGGAAGGGAUAGAGAGGAGUGAAGAGAGGGUGGCGAGGGAGAGGCAGGAGUGGGAUGCAGCAGCUGUGGCAGCAGAAAGCCAGCAGCACCGGUUGAGUCAGCUUAGAAAAACGCUGACUCAGCGGCUGCGCUCUGUGUCGACAGCUGUCAGCCAGCUGAGGAAGCGCCGGCGCCAGCUGGCGUGCGAAGCGGCAUGCCAGCUGGGCAAGGCUGGUGACGUGGCAGGGGCAGCGGUGGGGAGUGUGGUGGGGGAGGGCGUACACGUGGCAGUGUUAGAGGAAGCGGUGAGAGGCAUGGAGGAGGCUUGGGGGGAGGAGCGAGCAGCCAGGCUGGAUCAGGCCUCCCAGCUUCGGCAGUACUUGGCUGAUCUGGCCGAGGCUCGGAAGGCCCUGGAAGAGGCUCGGGGAGAGGCCCGGCAAGGGGUGAGGUUAGGAGGGGAAGGGGAGGAGGGGAGGGAGGGUGUGGGAUCGGUGGGUGGGGAAAAGGGGGGAGUGAGAUGCGAGGUUGAGGAUAAGGGGAGGGAGGAGAUGGUGUUGGGUCUGCAGCUGCAGCUGCUGGUGAUGCAGUUGGCACUGGAAGAAGCAGAGGAGAGGCUGGGGAGGAGCGUCGAUGGGGGGACAGGUGAGAGGAUUGCAGGGAGAGGGGAGGCUGAUGGGAGGGACGAGAGGGGCGAGGGAGACGGGGGGAGGUUGGGGAAAGAUGGGAGGAAGGAUGAGCAGGAAAGGAGGGAGGGUGGUGGAUGGGAGGAGGGGAAGCGGGAGGGCACGGCGGGGUGGGAGCAAGAAGCGAGGGCGCGGGACUUGGAAUCGUUCAUUGUGUUGCAGGCGCUGCAGCAGACGGAGGAGGAUGGGGCCGCAGCACAGCAGUGCCAGUGCGGGCCCGACGGGGAACCCGAGGGGGCGGUGGCUCUGAAUAACGAGGUGGAUGCAGUGAGGAGAGCGCUGCGGUGCUGUGCGCUCCAGCUGCUGGUGGCGCGUGAAGCGGUGCUGCAGGGCGAGGGGUGGGGCGAGGCGGUGAGAAGAGAGCUGGUGAGAGAGCGGCGGCGGAGGGAGGAGGAGAGGCGGGAGGCGGAGGAGUGGAGUGAGAUGCUGGAGGAGCAAAGGCGCGUGGCUGAGGUGGCAGCAGCGAGGGAGAGGGAGGAGCUGGUGGGGGAGCGGGAGGGGCUGCAGGGGGAGGUCUGUGAGCUGAAGGGAAGAGUUGGCGAGUUGGAGGAGGAGGUGUGUGAGGCGCGGAGGAGAGUGGGGGAGCUGCAGAUGAGAGUGGGGGAGGUGGAGGAGGAGGUGGGGGUGAAGGGCGAGGAGGUGGGGCGGUUGCAGGGUGAGUUGGGUGAGCUGCGAGAGCACAAGAGAGUGCUUUACGGGCAGGUGAACGGGUUUCUAGGGCAGGUGGAGGAGAUGCACGGGCAUAUUGAGGACUUACAAGGGCAGGUGUACGGGCUGCAGGGGCAGGUUGAGGAGUGGCAAGGGCAGGCGCACCAGUUGCGGCAGCAGGUGCAGGCAGGGCAGCAGGCGAUUGUGAGGGAGCAGCAGCGUGGGGAGGAAGAGGCAAGAGCAGCGGAGGAGAGAGUGAGAGCCGCGCUGCAGACACUAGAGGAGACCAGAAAGGCCGCUGCCAGUGCUGCUGCAGGUGCCGCUGCUGCCCUGGCGGAGCGGGAGAGGCAGGCAGGUGAGGAGAGGGAGCGGUGGCGGCAGGAGGUGGCGCGCAUGGAAGGGGAGGUGGCACGGGUGGGCAGGGAGGUGGAGCGGGGGGCAGGCGGGCGAGGGCAGGGGGUGGGGGAUGUGGGCAGUGUGCAGAAGAACCUGUUGGGGGCGCUGGACCAGGCAGGCACGGGUGCGCUGGUGCUGCAUCAGGGGGCACCUGAAGAAACACCUGGAGGGGCAGGUGGAGGGACGCCAACGUAUACACCUGGCGGUGGCAAGACACCGGCGUUUUUCACGCCGUCUGCAGUUACUCCUGCUACAGCUUCCACGCCAGCAGGGACCGGCAGGCAUGGACAGCUACAGCCGUGGUCGCCUGCCAGUAGUGUGGCGUCUCCAGGCGAUGCCACUCCCUUCCGUCUGCACUCUUUUUCGUUCCGGUCAGUCUGCACUCUUUUUCGUUCCGGUCAGUCUGCCCUCUUUUUCGUUCCGGUCAGUCUGCCCUCUUUUUCGGUCAGUCCGUACUCUUAA